CAGCUUAGUUAUUACCAAUUACAUUUUAGCUUAUUUUCUUCAACUCAUAAAGUUGUAUAUUAGAUAUAAAAUUUAUUGCUGAAUUUGUAAGCGUUGAGAUUUUUUUAUAAAAAGAAGAUCUCAUAAAGUAUACAUGUAUAUUUUUGAUCAGCAAGACAAAGUGAUUCAAUUGGACAAAAAAAAUUUAAAUUUAAAAUUCUACACCCGAAGCAGAUCGAGUUAAGUCAAGACUUUUUCCCCCUAUCGAAAUUCGAGAAAUAACAACUGACACAACACUUAAGGGAUUAAAAUGCGACCGCUAGAUAGCUUGGGUCAGAGAUUCGUCAUUACAUUUGUAAUAUCGAAUUAAAAUUUAUUGAAUAUAAAAUAAAAUAAAAUUUGUAAGAAAAAUAUAUCAAACUCUGCCACUCGCUGUCAGAGUACAAAAUCAUCUGGCUUCAGAUACAUAUGUCGUACAAACACAGCUUUAAGAAAUGGCAAGUUUGUGUGUUUGAUUAUUUUUGUCUACAGGCGCAGUGAAUAAUAAUUUUAAUUUUAUGACAGGUACUUUCCGAUAUGCAAAUAAAAUCAAUGAACAAAAAUUGAAUCAGCUGAUGCAGUAUAGGGGUGUUGUUAUAUGCCACUUAAUUGUUAUUUGCGGGCACAAAAUUAGAAUUUUUUGCAAUAAAACUCCAAAAAUUAUAUAAGAACGCAUUAAAAUUGAGCACUGCAAUCUUUUUUAUGCAUUCUUUUAUAUACGAUUUUUUCUGAACAGUAAGAAAACCGAUUAAAGAUAUAUACAUAUGUAUAUAUGAAAGUUAUUCAUUUUAUUCCGCUAGAUAUGACCAAUCGCCCACUGUCCGGGGGUGAAUAUGAGCUACCAUGGUAACUACAAAAUUAAACAAACUGUUAUGUAAUUUAUUGAUAUUUUUUAUAAACAUGGAGGAGCUCAAAAGAUCUGGACUUUACAUAGAUGAAAUAUAUAGGCUGCGGGUACAGGAUCCUACAGUUGUGAAUCAGACUGUUAAACUUCGACAGGAAUGCUUAGAGUAUUCAAGAAACUUACAUGAUUUUAAGAAGCUUGGUGAAGAUUUUUUUAAGCUAUCGUCAAGUUAUGCUAAAGAGGUGGAAAAGGAUAAGCUGCGAUCAAUUAGCACGCAAAAUCAAUUGAAGACGAUGGCUAAGCAACGCCAAGCUGAGCAUCAAGUCUACCCUAGUCAAGUUUUUGAGCAGACUGUAAAUCUAGAGCGUCUGAAGAGCCAGUAUCAGUAUCUGCAACGUAUUGAGUCAGAGCAACAAGAGACUAUGAGUAAUUUUCUUAUGAAUCAAUAAAGUAUAAAAAU
This is a messenger RNA of Drosophila busckii, 1322 nucleotides long. RefSeq names its product intraflagellar transport protein 20 homolog (gene IFT20). The record is from RefSeq and is a predicted model, not a curated record. Gene Ontology annotation, cellular component: intraciliary transport particle B; Golgi apparatus; centrosome. The transcript has a single exon. The coding region runs from base 862 to 1311 and encodes 149 amino acids. Lineage: Eukaryota; Metazoa; Arthropoda; Insecta; Diptera; Drosophilidae. Gene Ontology annotation, biological process: protein localization to cilium; centrosome localization; intraciliary transport.